AGCGGAUGUGAGGAAGGACAGUAAAAAAGCUUAGCCAGAGGACUUGAUAUAAAGGCUGAGUGAGACAAGCUGAAACUCAGACCGGUGGAGCUUUGCUCAUCAUAAAGCACACUUCCCCCAAGUAACUGACCAAGGCUGACACAACACGACGGAGCAGAAUGAGCAUGCGCGGAGCAGUGGCUGGUUUUGUGGUGCUGGCGUGCCUGGUGGCACUGCUGGCCGAGAGGACAGAGGGACACAUCACCUUCAUCAGCCCAAAGGACAUGAUGAUGUGGAAGCAGAAACAAGAGGGCAGAAAGGACAUGGAGCCCCGGUCGGAGGAUGGCCAGUUUGAAGAAGUCACCGUGCAACAGCUCCCUCAGGUGGAACAUGAUGGAAAUUUAGAUAGAACAGUGGAGAUUGCCGUCCGUCUUUCACCCAAACAGCUGGAUCACGUGGCACCGGUGCUCGAGGGGCUCGUCCAUCAAAUUGUCGGGGAGAGUCAGAAAGCCAAAUAGCGAGGCCAAAGACGUGAGACGGAUAUUAUUGCUGUGUGUAAAUUCUUCAGAAAGCACUCAAUGCUCAUUUAUUUUAUUGUAACUUAAUGAAUCAACUCAAUAAAGGGAAGUUAUAACCUCA
Messenger RNA from Solea solea (common sole), 618 nucleotides. RefSeq names its product motilin-like (gene mlnl). The coding region runs from base 159 to 497 and encodes 112 amino acids. The record is from RefSeq and is a predicted model, not a curated record. The transcript has 5 exons. NCBI's taxonomy places the organism in Eukaryota, Metazoa, Chordata, Actinopteri, Pleuronectiformes, Soleidae.